AUGGAAGUAGAUCUUUCUCCCAAAUCACCUCAAAAGUAUUAUGGUAGUGAUGGUGGAUCUUAUAACGUCUGGCUAAGUUCGGAUCUCCCCAUGCUUAGCGAGGCCAAAGUUGGGGCAGGAAAGCUUAUUUUGGAACCGCGUGGUUUAGCUCUGCCCCACUAUGCUGAUUCGGCUAAGAUUGGCUUCGUCUUGCAAGGUACUGCCACAGUUGGCAUUGUAUCGCCAGAAGGUCCAAAAGAAAAGGUGGUGAAACUUAAGCAAGGCGACGCAAUACCACUGAAUCUUGGAGUGGUGUCAUGGUGGUACAAUGACGGAGACUCUGAAUUCAUCAUUGUCUUCUUGGGGGAAACUAAAAAGGCUUACACUGCAGGCGUGUUCACUUACUUCUUUCUAACAGGAACAAACAACAUCUUCAACGGUUUCUCGAAUGAGUUUCUCAGUAAGACUUGGGAUUUAGAUGAAGAAAGCGUGAACAAGCUCAUGAAAAGCCAAACUGGCCAAAUAGUUGUCAAGGUUAAGGAAGGGAUGCGCUUCCCAAAACCUUGUGACAAGGAUGCUCAAGGGAUUGUUUUUAACUUCAAUACCGUACCGUUCGAUGUGGAUGUUAAGAACGGGGGGCGGGCUGUCACAUUGACCCAUUUGAAUUUGCCUUUGUUGGGUGAGAUUGGGCUGAGUGCCAAUCUUGUGAAGCUUGAUGCUGAUGCAACAUGCUCAAUAGGGUAUUUGCCCGAUUCAGCAGUUCAGAUGAUCUACAUUGUUAGUGGGAGUGGUCGUGUUGAGAUCACCGGAAUCGAUGGUGCUCACGCUUUGAAAGCGAAGGUCACGGCGGGCAGUUUGUUCGUUGUGCCGAGGUUCUUUGGGGUAUCAAAGAUUGCAGAUGGUGAAGGGUUGGAAUGGUUUUCUGUCAUCACUAGUCCACUGCCUGGGUUCAGCCAUUUUGGUGGGAAGACAUCACUGUUCAGAGCUCUAUCACCAUCACUUCUAGAAGCAGCUUUCAAUGUGGAUCCUCAUCUGGUGAAGCUUUUGAGGUCUGACGGGUGUAAUAACGUCAUUUUCGUCCCUCCACCAAAUUAG
This is a messenger RNA of Magnolia sinica, 1074 nucleotides long. Its product is annotated as glutelin type-D 1-like. Bases 1 to 1074 code for a protein of 357 amino acids. The record is from RefSeq and is a predicted model, not a curated record. Gene Ontology annotation, molecular function: nutrient reservoir activity. NCBI's taxonomy places the organism in Eukaryota, Viridiplantae, Streptophyta, Magnoliopsida, Magnoliales, Magnoliaceae. The transcript is spliced from 3 exons.